Messenger RNA from Saprolegnia diclina VS20, 715 nucleotides. RefSeq lists its product as hypothetical. The transcript is spliced from 2 exons. The record is from RefSeq and is a predicted model, not a curated record. The coding region runs from base 35 to 715 and encodes 226 amino acids. NCBI's taxonomy places the organism in Eukaryota, Oomycota, Saprolegniomycetes, Saprolegniales, Saprolegniaceae.
CCCAGUCGCACGUUUUGCCUGCCACGAAGCACGCAUGAGCAGCCGAUGGCACCAGUACAAGGCCGCGACCGACGCCGUCGUCGAGUGGCUCCAGCGCGCGACGACGACCAAGGCGAAGAAAGCAAAGGCGUCCGGGGCGACGACGACAAGAAGCAUCUGGGCCGCUGCGGUUGCCGUCGCCGAGAAGGGGCUAUCCGUACCCGCGCACAUUUGGACGGAGCUCGCGACGAGCAUUCGCUUGCGCUGGAUGGCGACACGACUGCUACCGCCCGACGCCGGCCGCAUGACCUUUCUCGACUUGCUUCGAGCGAUUCGGUUUAAGCUAGCGCCGCUUCGGCCGCGGUCUGCAACACGGCGCAAGACGGCGACUGCAGCAACAAGCAGAGGUCUCUCGAGCGCCAUUGAGGCCCUCGCUCUCGAGGACGAUGACCAUGAUAACGACGACUACGACGCCAUGCCGCCGUUUGACGCUGCGACCUACUCGCGACCGCCCCCCGAAGAUCCGCGUGUGGCGCAACUUCAUGCCGACCGGUUCCGUGCCAUGUGCUUGAUCUUGGACAUGGACGAGCUCAUGGGCGAGGUGCAUGCUGUCUGGGCUGCCUUCAAGCAAGGCGAGACGACCCUCGUCGCCGCCACGGCCGUCACGAACCACUGCGUCCGCGUCAUCGAGUCGCAGGCGUCCGAUCUUCAUCGCCGCUGGUCGACGAUCUACUAA